Nothobranchius furzeri (turquoise killifish) is the source of this 2040-nucleotide messenger RNA. RefSeq names its product PWP1 homolog, endonuclein (gene pwp1). Gene Ontology annotation, cellular component: nucleus. Gene Ontology annotation, biological process: rRNA processing. The record is from RefSeq and is a predicted model, not a curated record. NCBI's taxonomy places the organism in Eukaryota, Metazoa, Chordata, Actinopteri, Cyprinodontiformes, Nothobranchiidae. Gene Ontology annotation, molecular function: protein binding.
AUGGCAUGAAAAUGCGACAAGGACCCUUGUUAAAAUACGCUCACGUGUAUCUUAAUGUGUAGCCGUGUAAAAAUCAAGUUAUAUGUUUUAUAAGUGUCGGUGACUACUUACAUUUUCAGAAUGAGCUCCCAGAUUACGUGCGUGGGCUGGGUGAGACGCGGCGUAGCGAAGGAAAAACCAGAGAAGGUCGAGUUGAGCCAGGACGAGCUUAAGCGCAUCAUUACUGAAGCAAAAGAAGAGUUGGGGGAACUAGCAGGUGGUGAUGAUGAAGAAGAUGAAGGCGUGCCUCCCGAGCCUGAGCCCACCAAUGAAACGGAUGAUCGUGCUGAUUUGACUUCUAAGAAUGAAAAUGAAGGAGAAGAGGAUGAUGAGCUUGCAGAGUAUGGCCUGGAUAAAUACGAUGAAGAGGACACAGUGACCUCUAACCUUGGCGACAGUCUGGCUGGGCUCACAGUGUUCAGCUCGAAUGAAGAGGAUCCCUACAUCACCAUCAAAGACACAGAUCAGUAUGAACGAGAAGACUUUCAGAUCAAACCCACUGACAACCUCAUUCUGGCGGGAAAAGCAGAGAAGGACUGCUGCAAUUUAGAGGUCUACAUCUACAACUCUGAAGAGGACUCUCUGUAUGUGCAUCAUGAUAUUCUGCUGCCAGCCUACCCACUGUGUCUAGAGUGGUUGGACUUUGACCCCAACCCUGAAGAACGUCCAUCAAACUAUGUUGCCGUGGGCAACAUGACUCCUCAGAUUGAUGUGUGGGAUCUGGAUGUGGUGGACUGUUUAGAGCCUGUCUUCUCUCUGGGAAGCAAAAAGGCCUCCAAGAAGAAGAAGAGUAAGAAGGGUGCAGCAGCCAAGCCUGUGGAGGGACACACUGAUGCAGUGCUGGAUUUAUCCUGGAACAAGCUGGUCAGGAAUGUGUUAGCCAGUGGAUCUGCAGAUGACACGGUUAUCCUGUGGGAUCUUUCUCAGUGCAAACCAGCUACAACUCUGCAGAGGCACACUGAUAAGGUCCAGACGUUAACAUUCCACCCUUUUGAGGCACAGACUUUGUUAUCAGGAUCUUACGACAAGACAGCUGUCCUUUACGACUGCCGCAGUCCAGACACCAGCUACCGAACAUGGAGGUUUAGCGGCCAAGUGGAGCGCCUAAUCUGGAACCACUUUUCACCUUGCAACUUCCUGGCUAGCACCGAGGACGGAUUUGUUUACUGCCUGGAUGCACGCUCAGAUAAACCGGUGUUCACUUUGAGGGCCCACGAUGAAGAAGUGUCAGGUUUGGACCUCAGCAGCCAGAUUAAAGGAUGCCUUGUCACCUCCUCUGCUGACAAACAUGUAAAGAUUUGGGACAUUUUAAGCAACAAACCCAACCUGGUGCACUCUCGAGAUAUGAAGAUGGGGGUGCUGUUCUGUGCGUCGUGUUGCCCUGACCUUCCCUUCGUCUACGCCUUCGGGGGACAGAAAGAUGGCCUCCGACUUUGGGAUAUAAGUGACGUUGCUGCAGUGACUGAGGUGUUUGGGAGUCGAGAACGCUUGGUGGCGAACACGGGAUCACAAGCUUCCAGCAGUGCAGCUGCAGCAGACAUGGAAAUCUCCUAGUGUUGCUCGGUGUGCAGCAACAAUUUAAAACACAAAUAAACUGAUCCACUAUAGGAGCUCAUCAGGCUUCCCUCCCGUGUCUCUGGGCAUCAGAGAAAGGACAGAAAUAGAUAACAAGCGGACUGUUUAACAAGUGUAGAAAAAAAGACUUCAGCUUUUCCUGCAAACACAGUUUCUUUAAUAUUCAUAUAUGUAAUAGUGUAUUUUCACUUGUAAGUACUACUUACAACAUGUAUAUCUUGAACAUAUUCUAUAUUGUGAUUUAAAUUUAUCAAUUUGCCUUAAUUAUACUGAAAUUAUUUUCAUUUAACAAAUAACCAAGAAAGUUGUUUAAUUUGUGAUUUGUUACUGCUUUCUAGUUUGUUAUUUGUAAAAGGAAGAAAAAAGCAAUCACAAUAACAAGGAAAAAGUGUCAAAUAUUCAAUAAAUAAAUGCAGUUUCAUCAGA